AUGUCCAAGCCGCGGCAAAGGAAAUUCACCGAAAACUUAUUAUUAGGGCUGAAAGCAAUCAUUCUUUUAUCGACUGCACAAGCUGCUUCCGUAUCAGUAACAAAUAAAACGGGAAAAUUAUUGAAACUUCACUGCGCUUCUGGAAGUGAUAAUAUUGGUACAAAAAUUUUAAAAAAUGGAGAGUCCAUGUCGUGGUCUUUCGGGUAUAACAUUUUCACCUUAUUCUACUGUGAUGCAUCUCAAGAUGGCAUCAAAAAACACUGGGAUGUCUUUGACUAUGAAUUAGUUAAUAAUUAUAGUAAAAAGAGAAAACUUAGUUGGGUUGUAACCAGAUACUUAAAAGAUGUUUAA
Rhizophagus irregularis DAOM 181602=DAOM 197198 is the source of this 351-nucleotide messenger RNA. NCBI's taxonomy places the organism in Eukaryota, Fungi, Glomeromycota, Glomeromycetes, Glomerales, Glomeraceae. The record is from RefSeq and is a predicted model, not a curated record.